Cladophialophora immunda is the source of this 747-nucleotide messenger RNA. RefSeq lists its product as uncharacterized. Gene Ontology annotation, cellular component: mitochondrial intermembrane space. The coding region runs from base 1 to 747 and encodes 248 amino acids. Gene Ontology annotation, biological process: phospholipid transport. The record is from RefSeq and is a predicted model, not a curated record. NCBI's taxonomy places the organism in Eukaryota, Fungi, Ascomycota, Eurotiomycetes, Chaetothyriales, Herpotrichiellaceae. Gene Ontology annotation, molecular function: phosphatidic acid transfer activity. The transcript has a single exon.
AUGAAAUUCUACGAACACUCCUUUAACUACGACUACACUUUCCCCGCCGUCACUUUAGCAUAUUUCCUGCGCUAUCCGAACCCUUAUUCCAGGCAUGUUCUCAGCUCCGACGUAAUCGAUCGCUACAUUGAUCCCGAGACGAACCGGCUCCAUACUGUACGACUACAUCUGAAAAAAUCGAAAGUGCCCGCCGGCAUCCUCAAAUUCCUCCCUCGUGGCCUUGCCGGCCCAGGCGGCGCCAGUCAGAGCUAUGUCCUAGAGAAAAGUACGAUUGACAUCAAUGAGGGAUGGAUGGAAACUGAGUCCAAAAACAUGGAGUGGACGGGGAUUUUGAGCGUUGUGGAACGACAAACAUAUAAACGGCAACGGCUGUCUGAGAUAGCGUCCUCGAGUCGAUCGGGCGAUGACCUCCAGCCACAGAGACACAAAGAAACCACCACCUGCAAGACAGUUGUGACGUUUGUAUCACAUCUGGGCCAGAACAAGUUACUGAGCUGGAAAAAGCAUGAGCACGCUGCAAAUGUUGAGGAAGAAGCACCAAAACAAGGCUUGUUUGCUGCGUGGUCGACUGCUGGUAUCCAGCGGACCAUCGAGCUGAUUGGUGUGAAACGAACCAAGUCAGCUCUGGUAAACGGAAAAGAAGGAAUGAAUGUCGUGCUGGAAAGACUACGGAACGGUGGGAUUGUGGGUGUCCUCGAAGGAAUGAGAAGAGACCGGAUGGAAGUGCUGGGGGCGGAUGGCCAUUGA